This is a messenger RNA of Prunus armeniaca (apricot), 1902 nucleotides long. The record is from the annotation of a GenBank genome assembly. NCBI's taxonomy places the organism in Eukaryota, Viridiplantae, Streptophyta, Magnoliopsida, Rosales, Rosaceae.
AUGGCCAUGCCAAAUAAAUACGAAGAAGAAGAAGAAGCGGAGGAAAUUCAAAACUUCGCAAAGAGACUGAAAUGUAGCAGAUACGAGGAACCUCAAGAAGAAGAAGAAGAAGAAGAAGAAGAAGAAGAGGAGGAGGAGGAGGAGAGCGAGCUGGCGUUGAAGCUAGGGAUGGUAGUUUACCCAAUGAAACCCGCAUCGUUUGUGGUCUCAGAUGCUCUGGAGCCCGAUAGUCCUAUCAUUUAUGUCAACAAAGUCUUCGAGACCUUCACCGGCUAUUGCGCCCACGAGGUCCUCGGUCGGAACUGUCGAUUCCUACAGUAUAGGGACCCUCAUGCUCAAAGACGGCAUCCUCUGGUAGAUCCUGUUGUUGUUUCCGAGAUUAGAAGGUGUCUCGAGGAAGGGGUUGAGUUCCAAGGCGAGCUUCUUAAUUUCAGGAAGGAUGGAACUCCCUUGGUGAAUAGGCUAAGACUGAAACCUAUACAUGAUGAUAAUGGAACUGUUACACACAUCAUAGGCAUUCAAGUAUUUUCCGAAGCAAAAAUAGAUCUGAGCAGUGUAUCAUAUCCAGUUUAUAAAGAGACAUGCAAUCAGCGGUAUGAUCAAUCUGGUAAAUAUUCUCUCAUGAGUGGACAAACACCUUUCACCCAGUAUCAAGAAAUAUGUGGGAUUCUUCAGCUCUCCGAUGAAGUCUUGGCUCACAACAUCUUAUCACGCUUGACUCCCAGGGAUGUGGCAUCCAUUGGUUCUGUCUGCAGAAGAAUCCGUCAACUAACAAAAAAUGAGCAUGUAAGAAAGAUGGUAUGUCAAAAUGCAUGGGGAAGAGAAGUUACCGGUACAUUGGAAUUGAUGACUAAUAAGUUAGGGUGGGGGCGUCUGGCCAGGGAACUGACAACUCUUGAGGCUGUUUGUUGGAGGAAAUUUACAAUUGGAGGUGCCGUGGAGCCUUCACGAUGCAAUUUCAGUGCUUGUGCUGUAGGAAAUCGACUUGUACUGUUUGGAGGGGAAGGAGUUGAUAUGCAGCCAAUGGAUGACACAUUUGUUCUCAAUCUUGAUGCUGCCGAUCCAGAGUGGCGUCGAGUAAGUGUGAAAUCAUCACCACCAGGGCGUUGGGGCCACACUCUUUCGUGCUUGAAUGGUUCUUGGUUGGUAGUUUUUGGAGGCUGUGGGCGGGAAGGAUUGCUCAAUGAUGUUUUCAUUCUUGACUUGGAUGCCAAACAGCCAACAUGGAAAGAAAUUUUUGGUGGAACUCCCCCUCUUCCUAGAUCCUGGCAUAGCUCUUGCACAGUAGAAGGGUCUAAAUUAGUUGUGUCAGGUGGAUGCACAGAUGCUGGGGUACUUCUUAGUGACACAUACUUAUUGGAUCUCACAACAGACCACCCAACAUGGAAAGAGAUUCCAACUUCAUGGGCUCCUCCCUCUAGGUUGGGGCAUUCACUUUCAGUUUAUGGUCGAUCAAAGAUUCUCAUGUUUGGUGGACUUGCCAACAGUGGGCACUUGAGGUUACGAUCAGGUGAGACUUACACUAUUGAUUUGGAAGAUGAAAACCCUCAGUGGAGGCAACUUGAGUGUAAUGCGUUCACCAGCAUAGGCAGCCAGAGUGCUGUGGUUCCCCCUCCUAGACUUGAUCACGUUGCUGUCAGCAUGCCUUGUGGAAGGAUCAUUAUCUUCGGUGGUUCAAUCGCUGGGCUGCAUUCUCCUUCUCAGCUUUUCCUCUUGGAUCCUUCAGAAGAGAAACCAUCAUGGAGAAUUCUCAACGUUCCGGGGCAACCACCUAAAUUUGCUUGGGGUCAUAGCACUUGCGUGGUUGGCGGUACUAGGGUCCUGGUAUUGGGUGGGCACACAGGUGAGGAGUGGAUACUUAAUGACUUACAUGAGUUGUGCUUAGCAAGCCGGCAGGACUGA